GUGCUCUGCGCUCGGUGGGUGCCAGCCAGGCCCGAGCGAGCCGAGCGGGCGAGGACAGGCACCGAGGGGGCGCGGCCGCCGGCCGGACGACACCGCAAGCGACACGCAGGAGCAGCCCGAGGCCCGACCGCCAGCACAUUGGCAAUGGAGCGCCUGGUCGCCCGCCGCACCUUCCCCCUGUUCGCGCGCACUAGCGCCUGCCGCAGCCUCUUCGGGCCGGUGGACCACGAGGAGCUGAGCCGCGAGCUGCAGAUCCGCCUGGCCGAGCUGAGCGCCGAGGACCAGCGCCGCUGGGACUACAACUUCCAGCAGGACGUGCCGCUGCGGGGCCCCGGGCGCCUGCAGUGGACCGAGGUGGACAGCGACUCCGUGCCCGCCUUCUACCGCGAGACGGUGCAGAUUUCUUCGCCAAGCGCAAGAGACCCGCGCCCGAGGCCAAGGCGUCGAACGAGGUCCCCGCGGGAUGCGCCGCCCCUGGCGCCGCUCCGGCCGUGGGCUCGGCGGAGCAGACCCCGCGCAAGCGGCUGCGAUGAGCCUCGCGCCCAAAGAGCCCCGAGGGAGCCCGCUGGGCAGCGGACAGGACAGGAGCGCUGGGCCUCGGCUGGGACCGUCCAUGUAGCAGCAACCGGCGGCAGCUGCCCCCGAGCAGCGUUCGGUUUUAUGUUUAAAAUUUAAAAAAAAAAAAACAACUGUGCAAUGUAUUAAUAACGUCUUUUAUAUCUAAAUGUAUUCUGCACGAGGAGUACACUGGUCCCAAGGUGUAAAGCUUUAAGAGUCAUUUAUAUAAAGUGUUUAAUCUCUGCUGAAACUCAGUGCAAAAAAAAAAAAAAAUGAAAAAAGAAAAAAAAAAGGAAAAAAGAAAAAACAUGUAUAUUUGUACAAAAAGUUUUUAAAGUUAUACUAACUUAUAUUUUCUAUUUAUGCCGAGGCGCGGGCCGCUUUGCCGCGCGAUAGCUCGGUUACUGGUUCCGCCAAAGGCACGUCACCCGCAUCUGGUUAUCGACAAAUGUAACUUUAUUUUUAUAGCGGACUCUGGGGGGGGAGGGGUCGCUCACAAGCUGUAGCUGCCGAACAAGCCCAGCUAGUUAGUAGUUCUUUCGCGCUUUCUCUGUCUCUUUUAUUAUUAUGGCUAUUUUAAACUGGAAGACAAAUCUGUUAACAUGGUUCCUGAGCCGUCUGCAGCACUGCCCCGGCCCCUCGUCCGCCGGGUUCCAAAUAAAGAGGCCGAAAAACGCCGCA
This is a messenger RNA of Acinonyx jubatus (cheetah), 1239 nucleotides long. It is a transcript of the gene CDKN1C, whose product is annotated as cyclin dependent kinase inhibitor 1C. Gene Ontology annotation, biological process: regulation of cell cycle. NCBI's taxonomy places the organism in Eukaryota, Metazoa, Chordata, Mammalia, Carnivora, Felidae. Gene Ontology annotation, cellular component: nucleus. Gene Ontology annotation, molecular function: cyclin-dependent protein serine/threonine kinase inhibitor activity. The record is from RefSeq and is a predicted model, not a curated record.